This is a messenger RNA of Trichoplax adhaerens, 930 nucleotides long. RefSeq lists its product as uncharacterized. The record is from RefSeq and is a predicted model, not a curated record. NCBI's taxonomy places the organism in Eukaryota, Metazoa, Placozoa, Uniplacotomia, Trichoplacea, Trichoplacidae. Bases 1 to 930 code for a protein of 309 amino acids. Gene Ontology annotation, cellular component: membrane. Gene Ontology annotation, molecular function: adenylate cyclase inhibiting G protein-coupled glutamate receptor activity. The transcript has a single exon. Gene Ontology annotation, biological process: G protein-coupled glutamate receptor signaling pathway; regulation of synaptic transmission, glutamatergic.
AUGUUAAUUUAUCUUAGUCUAGGCGCUGUUUGUACAGUAUUUACUUGGAUUGUAAUUAUUCUAUAUCGUCAUACAGCAGUAGUUAAAGCUUCUGAUUUUAUGUUGUCACAAAUGUUUCUGCUUGGUAUUCUGAUGUGUAUGUCUACUGCAGUUUCUUUUGCUGCUCCAGUUUCAAUGCUUAAUUGCUCCGUCGGUUUUAUCUGGUUUUGUACAUCCGUCGUAUUUAUUGUGUCCAUCAUUUUUGUUAAAACUAAUCGAGUUUCUAGAGUAUUCGAGUCAGGUUUUGUGAAGUCCUUUAAGACAAGAGUAUAUCUUAGCUAUCAAGGACCCGCUAUAUUAGUCGUCUUUCUGACCGUAAUACAAAUAGCAAUCUGUUUUAUCGCCAAUUAUUUCGAUCCUAUUCAAGUUAAUCGACUUGUAAUAUCUGAAGAUAUAGUUUAUUUGCAAUGUCGAUCUAAUACUCGCAUUGGAUAUGCAAUCGCGGUUGGCUAUUUUUCUGUUCUUUGUAUUUGCUGUGUUUAUUGGGCAUUUAAAACACGUAAAUUACCAGAAAAUUUUUGUGAAGCAAAAUAUAUUAAUUUUACUUCUUUAAUCAUACUUAUGUCUUUGCUAACUAUGGUUCCGUCUUAUUUCGGAACAGCGGGGCCUAUUCAGGCAGCAAUAUCAUCAUUUGGUAUAAUCACGUUAGCCUUAGCUAUUUUGCUUUGUAUGUUUAGUCCAAAGUUGUAUAUAAUUUUACUCCAUCCAGAACAGAAUACUCGUGAAAAUGCUAUAGCGGAUAUAGCAAAUUAUUCCUUUAAUCAAGUUGGAACCCCAAUUACGAGUAGACAAAAAUUGGUACAUGUAGGACGUACAACGCCUGCUAUUUCCCCAAAUCCAUCCGAAGUUUUGGAAAUGACUCCGGAAAUAAGCAAAGAAAGAAUAAACUAA